Molecule: messenger RNA, 1502 nt
Organism: Fundulus heteroclitus (mummichog)
Lineage: Eukaryota; Metazoa; Chordata; Actinopteri; Cyprinodontiformes; Fundulidae
Exons: 4
Coding region: 55-1293 (412 amino acids)
Molecular function (GO): zinc ion binding
Source: RefSeq, a predicted model, not a curated record
GAGCCACGCGAAGCCUCCAAAGUUGUGCAGGUCACCGCAAAAUGCUAUCGGUCGAUGAGGAAAACGGCAGACCCUCACUCCCUCAGCAUUAAUAUAGAUGUGGACAAGAUAACUGAUGCCUAUUGUUCUUGCAAGGCUGGACUUGGGGGUCAUUGUUCACAUAUUAUAGGCCUCCUCAAGACCUUGCAGUAUUUCAAACUGCAAAGUUUUUCCUCAAUCCCUGACCGAUUGAGCUGCACCAGUAUGCCACAAGCUUGGGGAGCACAAUCAGCUCGGGGUUUGAGGAUUGAACCCGUGCCCAUCAACCACCUCACUCUAGCACGAAACGUGACUCACCGCAAGCGCAGACCGAAGGAAUGCAGUGUGGACUUGAACAAAAUAGUGACAAAGGUUGAACCCGAGGAGAUAGCUGCACUGAAAUUAUUACAUGGUACUCCAUUGACAUAUAUGCUGACGCCUUCAGCACCAACUGUCUCUACACCCCUGGGAGAAGUGCAAAUUGGGUCAGCUGUUUCCUAUCAGACAAGGAACUUGAAGGCAGAUGCGACAGCGGUCAUGCAACAGUGUGGCAACACCUGUGUCACAAAUAACCCACCAGUGGAUCUUCCAGAAAGAUAUAAAGCGUUGAAAGACCUUAAUAUUUGUGAAGAUCCUGUGGAACUGGAAGCUCGAACCAGAGAACAGAGUAAAUGUGCUGAGUGGUUUGAGGCAAGAAAAAAAAGGCUUACAGCCUCAAAUUUCCAUCGAGUUAUGGUCAGGAAAGCAAAGGUCACACACAAGUUUUUAGAGUCAAUUUUUGACGCUAACUCUGUUUCAGCCCCUUCACUGGAUUACGGGCGAAGAAACGAGCCCUUAGCAAAAUCAAAAUAUUUACAGACUCAUCAGGACCGGCACUUGCAUGAGUGUGGCUUUGUGGUCAGUAAUCACUUUCCCUUCAUAGGUGCUUCACCCGACGGCAAAGUAUGUGACGGUGGCCGAUCAGGUCUAAUAGAAAUAAAGUGUCCGUAUACCGCUCGAAAUUCCACCAUUCUGGAUGCCUGCAUGCUACCCAAUUUUUGCCUAGAAAUGCAACCCAGUGGCUCUGCUCAGCUGAAGAAGACAUAUAUGUACUAUGCUCAGGUUCAAGGUCAACUUAUGAUCACAGGAUGUGAUUUUUGUGAUUUUAUUGUUUUCACCCACAAGGAUCUACAUGUAGAAAGAGUGUGGCCAGACAAAGUAUUUAUGUCAUCCAUGUUAGAAGUUUUAGCUGCUUUCUAUCAAGAUCAUGCUGUGCCUUAUUUACAAAACCUGUAGGAACUGGUUAUCCUCACUUACAAUGUUCAUCUGUUUGCACCUCUAUCCCUUUGUCUGCAUCAUUGUUUUCUGCAGCAUCGUAGGUAUCCCUGUAAAUAAUUCAGAACAUUCACUGUGAACUAGAUGGUAUCCCUGUAAACAAUUGAAACAACAAAAGUGAUUCUGUUUCUGUUUGAUGUUCAUGUUUGUGGAAAAUGUGAAUUGUGACA